This is a messenger RNA of Dermatophagoides pteronyssinus (European house dust mite), 3743 nucleotides long. RefSeq lists its product as uncharacterized. Gene Ontology annotation, biological process: protein polyubiquitination; proteasome-mediated ubiquitin-dependent protein catabolic process. Gene Ontology annotation, molecular function: ubiquitin protein ligase activity; protein binding. NCBI's taxonomy places the organism in Eukaryota, Metazoa, Arthropoda, Arachnida, Sarcoptiformes, Pyroglyphidae. The record is from RefSeq and is a predicted model, not a curated record.
AAUGUUCUAACCUACAUAAAUGAUGGUCAUAAUUGUAAUCGUCAAUCUACUUCAUCUCAACAAUCUUCUCCUCUUGCUCCUAAUCGAUACAUGGAAACUAUAACAUCAAAAUUGUCGUCCAAUAAUGAUUACAAUAAAGCUGCUUUAUUGAAUAUGGAAUCCAACAACAAUAUCAAUCAUGCUAACGAUGUUGAUGUCAAUAGUGAUGAGGAUGAUGAUGAAUGUUCAGCCAUAGCUUCAGCUAUAGCUAACAUUCCCCCUUCAAAUGAUAUGAUCACUACUAAUAAUGAUCAUCUAACUGCUGCAUCAAUAAAAUAUUUUGAAAAUCAAUCUUUGUCAUCGAAUCGUUUUCAAUCCUUCAAAUCACCAAUACCAACUUUAACUAAACUCACUGAAUUCGAACUGAGUGAUGCAACAAUUUCACCGGAGACAACGAUCGAUCCUUCUUCGUUUCAACAACAACAGUUGCAGACACUUAACAAUUAUCCAAAUCAAUCAUCUGAUUGUCCUAUAAAGAUGGCCAUUAUUAAUAAUGAUAGUGGAUCGCAGGCAAAUUCUAAUAGAAAUACACAUAUCGAACGUAAUACAAAUUCAAGCGCUGCAUCAGUUUCGAGUGGACCUUCAAGCGGAGUAGGAUCUCUCUGUGAUUCCUAUCCUCGCAGUGUUGGAAUAAACGGUAGUUCUGGAUUAGGCUUGAUUGAACAGAAUUCCAACAUUCUUAUCCAUAACAACUUGAGUCCAGCAUCUCAAGAAUCAUCAUUGUCACCAAGCAAAUUUCUUCCAGCCGGAUCUGUUUUAUCAUCAUCGGCUUCAAUGACACCAUCACCAGCCGAUUUCGCCCCGGUGUCUACCGGUAAUAAUGGUUCUACUACCAAUGAAAAUGCUCUUUCGAUGUUACUUCAAUUGAAUAAAUGUCAAUUGAUAAAUGAUCUUGUUGAUGGACUUCCUAAACUGAUAACACCACCACCAUCAGCUCCGCAACACCAGCGUCAAUUUCCAAACAACAACAAUAUUGUAAAUCAAUCAAAAGAUUCACCAACAUCGAAUGUUUCCAAUCAAUUCGGAUUUGAUUUUAAUUCCCUGAACAGUACAAAUCAUAAUGCGAUUAAUCGUAAUCCUCAACGUCAACCACAACAACCGAUGUCAGAUGAAUCAUCCAAUUUUGGCUUUAAUGAUAGUGAUAGUUCCAAUAUUCAGAAUGCCUCAUCAUCGAAUGUUGGCAAUAAUAAUUUUUUCAAUGAUUUCAACAUAAAUUCGUUGUUUUCAUCAUUUGAUGAUAACGUUUCCGCAGUCGAAUCUGGUGCAUUUAUAACAAAUCAUUUCACUAGUCAGCCACAAAUUCAAACCACAAAUCAACAAUCGACAUCCAUUUUAAAACAGUAUCCAGACAAUGAUCCUAAUAUCCAGCUACAGAAUCAAUGCUUUACAAUGACUAUGCUUGAAGGAAACGAAUCUCAACAACAUCCGCAACCACAACAACAGCAACAGCAACAACAUCGUAAUCAGGCAGCGAAGUUUCCUAUAACCCAGUCCACAGCAAAUAAACAAUUGUCCAUGAUGUCGAAAUAUAUGUCAACAGCGUCUACAAUGCCGCAGCAACAUCACACAUUGACUACUCCACCAAAUCUAAUUGCUGGCCAACAUCAAACAUCUCCAAAUAUUCAUUCGACAAUUGACCAAUCGCAACAACAAGAAGAGCAAUUUUGCGAGCGGCAAACGUUGUAUCGUUUAAUUAUUAGCCAACUUUUAUUCGAUGGUCAUCGAAAUAUUGCUUGCCAUAUUUCAAAUGCGGAACACAUCAAAUGCGAUAGUUUUCUAAUUGGUCCUAGCCAAGAGCUUCACAAGUUGGUCACUUUUGCUAAAGCUAAAAAGAAGGAAGACAUUCUCAUCGAUAAACCGAUUCAAAUGACCCUGUCGAAUGCAAAUAAUGCAGGAUUUUCCGUAGCGGGUCGUGCAACUACCAAUUCCGCUACUAGUCCAUUCUAUGAUAUGAUUGAUUCUAACUGUACGUCGGCACAAAAUUCAUCGUUAGCAGGAAGAGCAUCACUUCCGCAACAAGCAUCUCACGCUCUUCGUAUGGAUGAUUGCAAUCAAUAUGUGAAAAAUAUUUUCGAUGAUACUUCGAAUACUUUGACUGGGAUCGGUUCAUCAAAUCCCAUGUUUUCUGCUAGGAAUGAAAGCGUUGGAUUAGCUUCCUCAUCAUCAAUUGUUACACCUCAGACAUCACAAUCUCAAUCGAUUUUGGAUUCCUAUGCUGACCUCAACAGUUCUACAACAGAUUUAUAUAGUCCAUCAAGUGGAACAAUUGAUUAUUUUUCAGCUAAUCGAAGUCCAGAAGUUUCAGGAAUGAAUGCAGCAGCUUCUAUGUUCGGAAAAUCAUCUGAUUUACAACAAAGACAAUUGGUUUUGAGCAAUAGCCGGGGAGCUGGUUCUGUAUCAGCUGCUGCUACCGGUUCUAAUGAAUUGGUUUUGACCGAAGCAUGUCUAAAAAACUUGAAUCAGCUUGCCAAACUGAAUUCUGGUCCUAAUAGCACUGCUGCCAUUAAUCAUCCGUCAUUGAUGUUUGGCCGUUCAGCAUCGGCUAUGGCCACGAUGUCUUCGCUUGGAAAUGGAAACGGUUCAGCCUCUGCUUCAGCUUCCAACAGCAAUAACGGUUUAUCACGAUCUCCUUUGACCAUAAAAUCACCCACAGGACAUUCUUCUGCUUCUCAUACGACUGGUCAAGGAAAAAGCCAUCAGAUCAUGCAAAUUGUUCAUAAAUUUGGCAGUCUUGGUCAAUUGAAAUCACAAUUUUCGUCGCCACAUGGAUUCUGUUUGGGGAUGAACGAUGAGAUUAUUAUUGCUGAUACAAACAAUCAUCGUAUAUGUGUUUACGAUAAAAACGGUGUCUGCAAACAAAUGUUCGGAAAUCCUGGAAAAGAUGAAGGGCAACUUUGGUAUCCUAGAAAGAUCGCGAUGAUUCCUCCCAACUUUGUCCGUUCGAAUGCUAACAGUCCUUAUUAUGUAAUAUGUGAUCGUGGAAUGGAACGUUCUCGAAUGCAAAUAUUCACUCGGACUGGAAAUUUUGUUCGAAAAAUACCGAUUCGUUAUAUUGAUAUUGUAGCUGGUAUUGCAAUUAAUAAUCGUGGACAUAUAGUGGUUGUCGAUUCGGUAUCGCCAACCAUCUAUGUCAUUACAAUCGAUAAUGGCACAUUAAUCGAAUGGCGGGAUUGUGGCAAUUAUAUGUGCGAACCAUCCGAUGUAGCAAUUUAUGACGAAGAUUAUUAUAUUUGCGAUUUUAAAGGUCAUUGUGUUGUUGUCAUCAAUACGAAUGGAGAUUUCAUUAGAAAAAUUGGAAUGGAAGGUUUAACUUCGUUUCCAAAUGGUAUUGAUAUAUCACCAGCUGGUGAUAUAUUCGUCGGCGAUUCACAUGGUAAUAAAUUCCAUGUGGUCGUAUUUAAUCGUGAUGGCCGUUUGUUGGCCGAAUAUGAAUGUCCCUAUUGUAAAGUAUCACGAUGCUGUGGUUUGAAAUUGACCAAAGACAAUAAUAUCGUCACAUUAGCCAAGAAUAAUCAUCAUGUGCUGGUCUUGAAUCCAAAUUUUCAACAACAAUUGCAAUCACAACCGACACAGCUGCAACAACAACAAUCCGUAUGAAAUGUUAAAUUCGUCAAAUUCAUUUCAUUUCAUUAAUAUCAAUAAUGGAUUUAAACAUAUGAAUUCAUUGCGAUCAUCAACAAUUUGCUGCAAUUUUUCUCACAUUC